CUAGAUAGAUAUUCAACACUAGAUAGAUAUUCAGCACUAGAUAGAUAUUCAGCACUAGAUAGAUAUUCAGCACUAGACAGACAUUCAACACUAGAUAGACAUUCAACACUAGAUAGACAUUCAACACUAGAUAGAUAUUCAAUACUAGAUAGAUAUUCAGCACUAGAUAGAUAUUCAAUACUAGAUAGAUAUUCAGCACUAGAUAGAUAUUCAAUACUAGAUAGAUAUUCAGCACUAGAUAGAUAUUCAACACUAGAUAGAUAUUCAACACUAGAUAGAUAUUCAACACUAGAUAGAUAUUCAACACUAGAUAGAUAUUCAACACUAGAUAGACAUUCAAUACUAGAUAGAUAUUCAAUACUAGACAGAUAUUCAACACUAGAUAAAUAUUCAGCACUAGACAGAUAUUCAACACUAGAUAGAUAUUCAGCACUAGACAGACAUUCAACACUAGAUAGAUAUUCAACACUAGAUAGAUAUUCAGCACUAGAUAGAUAUUCAGCACUAGAUAGAUAUUCAGCACUAGAUAGAUAUUCAGCACUAGAUAGAUAUUCAACACUAGAUAGACAUUCAACACUAGAUAGAUAUUCAAUACUAGAUAGAUAUUCAGCACUAGAUAGAUAUUCAACACUAGAUAGACAUUCAACACUAGAUAGAUAUUCAAUACUAGAUAGAUAUUCAACACUAGAUAGACAUUCAACACUAGAUAGAUAUUCAAUACUAGAUAGAUAUUCAGCACUA
This is a messenger RNA of Lottia gigantea (owl limpet), 741 nucleotides long. RefSeq lists its product as hypothetical. The transcript has a single exon. The annotation marks the transcript as partial. The record is from RefSeq and is a predicted model, not a curated record. NCBI's taxonomy places the organism in Eukaryota, Metazoa, Mollusca, Gastropoda, Lottiidae.